This is a messenger RNA of Raphanus sativus (radish), 859 nucleotides long. Its product is annotated as glycine cleavage system H protein 2, mitochondrial. The annotation marks the transcript as partial. The transcript is spliced from 3 exons. Lineage: Eukaryota; Viridiplantae; Streptophyta; Magnoliopsida; Brassicales; Brassicaceae. Gene Ontology annotation, biological process: protein lipoylation; glycine decarboxylation via glycine cleavage system. Gene Ontology annotation, cellular component: cytoplasm; mitochondrion; glycine cleavage complex. The record is from RefSeq and is a predicted model, not a curated record.
UCAUUUCAGAAAGUGAUAUUUUAUGGAACAAAAGAAAAAAAAAAAGCAAACCUACCAAACCCUUUUCUCGUAAAGAGUAGUAGUAGUAUAAUAAUAAUAAGGCGGUCGGUGAGUGCACUCACUCUUUCUACCUCUCUCUCUGUCACUGUUGUUUUCUGUGCUUUGAGAUCUCCACGAACAAAAAAAAUGGCUGCAAGAUUCUUGUGGGCUUCCAGGGCUGCUUCUCAUCUAAGGAUCUCCAUCGCCCAACGAGGGUUUUCUUCAGUGGUUUUGAAGGAUCUGAAGUAUGCUGAAUCACAUGAAUGGGUGAAGAUUGAUGGGAACAAAGCGACCUUUGGUAUAACGGAUCACGCUCAGGACCACUUGGGUGAUGUGGUCUAUGUUGAGUUGCCUGACUUGGGGAGAUCGGUGUCACAAGGUGAGAGUUUUGGAGCGGUUGAGAGUGUGAAAGCUACCAGUGAUAUCAAUUCUCCCGUCUCCGGUAAGGUGGUCGAAGUCAAUGAGGUGCUGUCCGAGUCCCCUGGAUUGGUGAACACGAGCCCGUAUGAAGAAGGAUGGAUCAUAAAGGUGGAGCUGAGUGAUGCAGGCGAGGUAGAGAAGUUGAUGGAUUCUGACAAGUACUCCAAGUUCUGCGAAGAAGAAGACGCCAAGCACUGAGCUUUUGUUUUUUCUUCUUGAAGCUUCCAUUGCAACACAGGUUGAUGUUGUUUUCUCAAACGAAAUCUUAAUUUAUGUACAUGGAUGAAUCAAGAAAAUCCUGAAGAUUUCGAUCUCUGCUUCUCCUUUUUAUGUUUUUGAACUCUUUCUAUUGUUUGAGAAUAAAUGGUACAAGAUAAUAAAGCCCUGUUCUUUUGGAGAA